AUGGAAGCUGAAGAGAAAAAAGGGGGUGUUCCUUUCCGAUUAAGCACUUGUCUUGAUUUUAUUAACUGUAUGGAUGAUUGUGGUAUGACUGACUCUAGUUUUGUAGGUAAUGUUCACACUUGGUGUAAUUGGAGAGGAGGAGCUGGCAUAAUUAAGAUUAGGCUGGACAGGCUUAUGCAUAAUAAGGAAUGGGCCACUAAAUUUCCAAAUAUUACAGUGGAACAUCUUUCUAAGAUUGGAUCGGAUCACAACUUACUCUUGGAAACUGAGGUAUAUGAUAAUCCUAUGUGGAGGUUACAUCAAAAGCUUAAAAUUCUAGCUAAGGAGUUAAGCAAAUGGUCCAGAGAAGGUAUUAGAGAUUUGUUGAAGAGGGUCAAAGACCUGGAAAAAGAUGUAGCAGCUGCUAAAACUGCUUAUUUAGCUUUAGACUCUGACAGUGAUGGAGAGCACUUCAACAGAUCCAAGGCUGAAUACAUUAGAUGGUUGAAGAUGGAAGACUCUAUCCUCAGACAGAAAGCUAGACUCAAAUGGGCUGAGGAUGGAGACUCCAAUACUAAUCAGAUGUUCACUGGAAAUACAAGGCUGGGGAACUUGGAUUUUGUUAGAGACUGUGAUAAUCUAAUCAAUGAUGAAGAUAACAUAUUGUUGACAAAGAUUCCAACUAUCGAGGAAAUCAAAAUGGCUAUUGAUUCUAUGGAUCCAAAUAGUUGUGCAGGACCGGAUGGGUACAAUGGCCAUUUUUCCAACAUAGUUGGGACAUUAUCAAAGUUGAGAAUCAACAGCAUUCUCCCUAAGAUUAUAUCUGAUAACCAGUUAGGUUUUGUUAAAGGUAGGCAGAUUACUGAAAAUAUCCUGUUAACACAGGAUAUAGUUCAUGGAAUCAGGAAGAUGGUAUUUGAUGAGAUGUUUAUCAAAUUGGUUUAUAGAUUGAUCUCUAACAACUGGUACUUAGUGAUCAUCAAUGGUACUAGAUAUGGUUUCUUUAAAUCAUCUGGAGGUUUAAAACAAGGGAACCCUUUAUCCCCUGCUCUCUUUAUUAUUGCUGCUGAGACUCUCUCUAGAGCCUUGAACUAG
This is a messenger RNA of Lycium barbarum (goji berry), 1074 nucleotides long. RefSeq lists its product as uncharacterized. The coding region runs from base 1 to 1074 and encodes 357 amino acids. The record is from RefSeq and is a predicted model, not a curated record. The transcript is spliced from 5 exons. NCBI's taxonomy places the organism in Eukaryota, Viridiplantae, Streptophyta, Magnoliopsida, Solanales, Solanaceae.